Messenger RNA from Vigna angularis (adzuki bean), 889 nucleotides. Its product is annotated as actin-depolymerizing factor 2. The transcript has 3 exons. Gene Ontology annotation, cellular component: cytoplasm; actin cytoskeleton. Gene Ontology annotation, molecular function: actin filament binding. NCBI's taxonomy places the organism in Eukaryota, Viridiplantae, Streptophyta, Magnoliopsida, Fabales, Fabaceae. The coding region runs from base 160 to 579 and encodes 139 amino acids. Gene Ontology annotation, biological process: actin filament depolymerization. The record is from RefSeq and is a predicted model, not a curated record.
CCACCACACCACAGUUCUCAUUCCCCCUUUCCUCUCCGAACCCUCGAUCAUUGAGAGAAACACACGCACACGCUCUCUCUCUUUCUCUCUCUCACGCGCUCCUAUAUCCGCUCCCCCACCGUCGCUCUCUCCAACGACCGCAAAACCAUCGUCAUCUCCAUGGCAAACGCAGCAUCAGGUAUGGCAGUCCAUGAUGACUGCAAGUUAAGGUUUUUGGAGCUUAAGGCCAAGAGGACGCACCGUUUCAUAGUUUUUAAGAUUGAGGAGCAGCAGAAGCAAGUCAUUGUGGAGAAGCUUGGUGAGCCAAACCAAGGCUAUGAAGAUUUUGCUAGUAGCCUUCCUGCUGACGAGUGCCGCUAUGCUGUUUAUGAUUUUGAGUUCAUGACUGAAGGGAAUGUCCCUAAAAGCAGAAUUUUUUUCAUUGCGUGGUCUCCUGAUACAUCAAGGGUCAGGAGCAAGAUGAUUUAUGCAAGCUCCAAAGACAGAUUCAAAAGGGAGCUGGAUGGUAUUCAAGUAGAGUUGCAAGCAACUGAUCCCACUGAGAUGGGUCUUGAUGUGUUCAAAAGCCGUGCCAACUAAAUGAUUAUAUAAAUAUUACGCUUUCUGGUGGGAGCACCCCUUAAGCCUUAGUUACUCAUAUGGAAAUAUCCUAGUUUGUGGGAUGGAUGGUCAACUUGGGUAGUUAUGGUCCCAAACUCUCAAUUUUCCAAGUUGUGGAAUAAAUUCUACUGCACCUUUUGACAACCUUUGCUUGUUCCAGUGUAUUUUAUUAUGAUUUGUGAUUUAUACAACCUUUGCGUUUGAGUGGUAUUUUAGUGGUCUUUAUCCAAUGCUAGUUGAAUUUGUAAUUGUUUUGUGUGAUCAGACAAAAAAUGGGGUUCUUCACUUA